AUGCAGACUCCAAAACCUAGGCCUGGAACGUUGGAGGUGCCUCAGAAGAAAUCUCCUGCAACAACUCCUAGAACUGCUCGUAAGCUCAAAACUGCAGAAACCGACACUGUUUCGUCUCCAAACCCAAAGAUGAGGACACCGAAGACUCAAAGCCCGAAAGUAGUUGCUGAUCGUCGUUCUCCAAGAACCCCUGUUAAUGAGAUUCAGAAGAAGCGCACAGGGAGAACACCGGAAGUAGCAUCUCAGUUAUCUCAGCUUCAAGAGGAGCUAAAGAGAGCAAAGGAACAGCUAAGCGCUUCUGAAGCUUCGAAGAAGGAAGCUCAAGAUGAAGCAGAGGAGACAAAGCAGCAGUUGAUGGAGAUCAACGCCUCUGAGGAUUCAAGAAUCGACGAGCUUCGCAAGCUCUCUCAAGAACGAGACAAGGCGUGGCAGUCUGAACUCGAAGCAAUGCAGAGACAGCACGCCAUGGAUUCCGCUGCUCUAGGUUCUGCCAUGAACGAGGUCCAGAAACUGAAAGCACAGCUCUCUGAAUCUGAGUCUGUUGAGGACUUGAGAAUGGAACUCAACGAGACACUGUCUCUCGUUGAGAACCUAAGAGGUGAGCUGUUUGAUGCGAAGGAAGGGGAAGCUCGCGCGCAUGAGAUUAUUUCGGGAACCGAAAAGCAAUUAGAGAUAGCGAACUUGACGCUCGAGAUGUUGCGUUCGGAUGGGAUGAAGAUGUCUGAAGCUUGUAACUCCCUUACAACCGAGCUAGAGCAGUCCAAAUCCGAGGUCAGGUCACUAGAGCAGCUCGUGAGACAACUCGAGGAAGAAGAUGAAGCUAGAGGAAACACCCUCGAAGACUCAGCAUCAAUGGAAGAGCUCAAAGAAGAGAUCAAUGCUGCAAGGCAUGAGAUUAGCCAAUUGAAAUCUGCUGUGGAAGUAACUGAGAGAAGGUACCACGAAGAGUAUAUCCAGAGCACGCUGCAGAUAAGAACUGCUUACGAACAAGUCGAGGUAGUAAAAUCCGGAUAUGCGCAGAGAGAGGCCGAGUUAGGAGAAGACCUGAAGAGAGCCAAAGCUGAAAGAGAGGCUUUGCAUGAACGGUUGAUGGAUAAGGAAGCUAAGCUGAGGAUACUGGCGGAUGAAAACGAACUACUGAACUUGAAAAUCAAAGAAACAGAAGAAGUAAACUUGGAGAACAGCUUGAACCAGAAAGAGCUUGAGGUUACGGACGAACUCAAGAAGCUAGAAUCCGAUCUGAUGGAGUUGAGAGCGAAUCUAAUGGACAAGGAGAUGGAGCUGCAGAGCGUAAUGUCGCAGAACGAGAGUCUCAGGAGCGAGAUGGAGGAGAUGCAGAGCGAGAAGAACAAGGCUAUCGACGAGGCUUUAGCGAGGCUAAGGAGUCUGACGGAAGAAGCGGAUAAGAGCGGGAAGAGAGCAGAGAACGCAACAGAACAGCUAGGGGCAGCACAAGUCACCAACACGGAGCUAGAAGCUGAGCUGAGGAGACUCAAGGUUCAGUGUGAUCAAUGGAGGAAAGCAGCUGAAGCAGCGGCUUCUAUGCUCUCUGGUGGUAACAACAACAAUAACAGUAACGGCAAGUACGUGGAGAGAACGGGAUCGCUGGAGAGUCCGUUGAGGAGGAACGUGAACAUGUCGCCUUAUAUGGAUGAAAUGGAUGAUGAUUUGUCUUCGCCGAAGAAGAAGAAUGGGAGUAUGUUAAAGAAGUUUGGUGUGUUACUGAAGAAGAGUCAGAAGUGA
Messenger RNA from Thlaspi arvense, 1743 nucleotides. The record is from the annotation of a GenBank genome assembly. Lineage: Eukaryota; Viridiplantae; Streptophyta; Magnoliopsida; Brassicales; Brassicaceae.